UGACCUUGACGCCUCCAGGAACUUCAUUCAUAUAUUCUAGCAAAAACAGAUCGACGUGAGCUUCUCUUCUCUCUCUCUCUCUUUUAACAUCGUGUUCCUUCUGUGUCCACAAAUUUCCUGGCAACUUUCCUAUCAACAUUAAGCAUAUGGACCUCUCUCUCUCUCUCUCUCUCUCUCUCUCUCUAAUUUGCCUAUAUAUUCCCCUUCUCUUGAGGGGUUUUCUCUCAUUCACUUGACCACGUUCUUUUGAGACACAAAACCUUAAUUUCCAGCCCAAUUAUAUUGCUUCUACAAUGGACUCAAAGUACUGCCUGCACACCUCUCUCGACCUCAAUCUUAAUUCCUUCCCUCACAUGAAUGAGGAAGCUGCUCCGAGAGAGUUUGUGGGAGAUUUUGCUCAUCAGAUUGAUGAUGAGAAAGCAGCGGUUAAAGAAGAGAGGAGAGACUUUGUGGGAGAUUUCGAUCAGGUUGAUGAUGGGGAAGCACAUGUUAAAGAAGAGGCUGGCCUAGCAGGGGAAUUGGAUCGGGUGAGCUCCGAGAACAAGAAGCUGACGAAAAUGUUAGCUCACUUGUUUGAGAAUUACAAUACUUUGCAAACCCAUUUGAUGGAUCUAAAGAACUCCCAAAAAGAAAUUAUUAAUUCGAAGAAGAGAAAGGCUGAGAGUGAGUACUACGGGAAUUUGAUUGGAAUCAAUGGAAAUACUGACUGCAGCUCCAGUGAUGAAGAGUCAUGUAAAAGACCAAAGGAAAACAUCAAGACAAAGGCUUCAAGAGUUUGUGUACGGACUGAUGCAUCAGAUAAGAGCCUAACUGUGAAGGACGGAUAUCACUGGAGAAAAUAUGGUCAGAAGGUCACUAGAGACAACCCAUCUCCUAGAGCUUAUUUUAGGUGCUCUUUUGCACCCAGCUGCCCAGUCAAGAAGAAGGUGCAAAGAAGUGCUGAAGAUCCAUCUAUCCUGGUAGCUAUCUAUGAAGGAGAGCACAACCACAUGAACCCUUCUUGUCAAACUGAAAUAUCAUUAGGGUCGAGCCAAUGUGCAAACCUUGGUUCUGUUCACAUAUCAUCAUCCAUGAGAUCUUCAUCUCCUACAGUGACUCUUGAUUUGAUCCAACCUGGCUUGUGCGGUGCCAAGAACUCUAUCCCAGAAGUUGAAUCGCCGCCCCUCCAACAGUUCUUGGUCCAGCAAAUGGCUUCUUCCUUGACAAGAGAUCCCAAUUUCACUGCCGCACUUGCCGCAGCCAUUUCAGGAAGAAUUUAUGACUCCACUACGCUCUGAAUUGAAAAUUUGUGUUGUCUUGGAAACAUUGGGGAGUUUAGCUAUAUAUAUUGUAAAUUGAAGUUAGAAAGUAGUGGAGAGAGAGAGAGAGAAAAUCUUUAAUGGUUUUAUUUUGAUCAGAUAAAGUUUUUCGCCAAACUGGUCAGAGGAAUUUCCAACAAACCCAGUUUAGCUAGAAGAAAACUUUGUCGUUCAUUUUGUGGGAUUUGAUUAUUAGUAGUCCUUAAUUAUCAAAAAUUUGACGGGGAGUGAAGCAUUUGUCACAACCAAAAGCAA
This is a messenger RNA of Alnus glutinosa, 1553 nucleotides long. RefSeq names its product probable WRKY transcription factor 60. The transcript has 6 exons. Gene Ontology annotation, molecular function: DNA-binding transcription factor activity; sequence-specific DNA binding. NCBI's taxonomy places the organism in Eukaryota, Viridiplantae, Streptophyta, Magnoliopsida, Fagales, Betulaceae. Bases 294 to 1277 code for a protein of 327 amino acids. Gene Ontology annotation, biological process: regulation of DNA-templated transcription. The record is from RefSeq and is a predicted model, not a curated record.